Molecule: messenger RNA, 2722 nt
Organism: Neoarius graeffei (lesser salmon catfish)
Lineage: Eukaryota; Metazoa; Chordata; Actinopteri; Siluriformes; Ariidae
Exons: 2
Coding region: 1607-2722 (371 amino acids)
Molecular function (GO): RNA binding
Source: RefSeq, a predicted model, not a curated record
CAUGUCAUUUUCAGACGCUCCCUUAAUUCUUUUAUUGUGCUAAGAAUUUCCUGAUAGUCCCUAGAGCGUGCCAUAGAAUGUUUUGAAUCAAACCAGAUGCGGAAAACCAACUACGCUCAAUCAGACACGAUAGACCAACGAAUGACUAAGAAGAAGUAGAAGUAGAAAAACAGAAAAGAAAGAAGAAAGUAGAACAAAUAGAAAGAAAAUAGAUUCCCCCCAUUUGAUCCUCAUCUUCAACGCCUUCCUUUUUUAUCGACUUCCUUCCCUUCGGUGAGUCUCUAGCUCUAAUGAUAUUCCCAUAUGUUUUUCUUAAUAUAACCAAUUAUUACAAAUAGAUUAAAACUCCCUGUUUUAAUAUAGAUUUAUGUCCUGCAAUCAAGUCCCGAGAUCGUCGUGAGCUUGAUUUUCCUACCCGAUAUCCUGACUGGUUUUUUCGUACCCCUGGAAACGUCCCCCGAAUCACCUUCAUCUUUACCUGGAACCCCUGGAGCCCUGAUCUGCACUCCCCACCUUAUCAUCAUUUUCCCCUUGCACACCCCCCUGUCUUCCUCUGAUUGAACUGUCCCCCAUCAACGUCCACUGUCCCUGCUACUGUGGUAGGACUGAAUCCGACGUCAUCAUUCCUUUUAAUUUAAAUUUUUUUUUUUUUUUUUUGAGUGCACUCGUUUUAUUUGGGUUUAUUUUUUUUAUUCAGUUGAUUAUUUUGAGAUCUCAUAGGGUUUUUUUUUCCUAUGAAUAUUUCUAUGAAUAUCUAAGAAUAUUUUGUUAUCAUUCCUUGUUGAGCCCUUGUAAUUACUACGUGGAUAAAUAGUGCCGGCACUUAGAAGGUAUAUUUUAUUUGAUAUUUUUUUGUAUGAUACUCCUGGGUUACACCCCCAUGGUACAUUGUAGUGGAUUUACAUUGAUAUUUUUUGUAUGACAUUCCUGGGUUACACCCCCGUGGUAUAUUGAUAUUGGUAUUUUAUUGGUGGUACUCUCUGGUUACAUACACAUACACACACAUCAAACACUUGAUCACAAUCAUUAGUUUAGUAUUCCAUGAUAAGAUAGUUUAAGUAGGCUUAGAUAUCAAAUAGGACUAAAAUAUAUUAAAUAUAUUGAGUAUCUUAUCUAUUUUUAAUAUAUAUAUAUAACAUAUAUUUAAUAGGAUUUCAGUGAUUUGCACAAAACUUAGCGUAUUAUUCUUCUGACUGACACUUUUACUAUCCACGUUUCACACUGAUAGAUCUUACUUGCACCUUAUUGCACUAAAUAUUAUUUAUUGUAUAAAUUUAAUGACUUUCCCUUGAAUGAACUAAUUUAUUGUGUGAAUAAAUAUUUAUUGUAUUAUUAUUCUGACAUCAGUGAGUGCUGUGUGUUGCUUGGGGUGAGUAAUUGACUGUGGUCUAGCCAUAACCUAAACCAGUCUCCUUAGAACCUAGAGUUGGAGUUAGACUGUUCCCGCACAAGCACAGGUUGUUCCCUCGUCGUGCGGGUUACAGAAAGUUGGCGAGCCAGCCAGGAGAUUGGUUAACUAGUGUUUAAGACCACAUACCACACCCCUUGACCACGCCUCAUUAGGUUCUAUUUACCUACUUGAAAUAAGAGCUCACCAUAGUCUAAUAUGGAUCUUUGCAACCGUUAUGGAGUACAUGGGCAAUGCUGCUUGGUAGUAGUAGGUGUAGAUGAAAUAAGCACUGAGGAAAUGAUAAUUAGCUUCUUCGAACAAAAUGGCAAGAUUUCAAAGUGCAUUAGAAUUCCUGAUGAGCCUGGUCAACCCAAUGGUAGGGCACUGAUAGUUUAUGCUUCAGAAACCUCAAUAACUAAGAUCAACCCAGAUACCCUUGGUCAUAUACCCAGUCCCAAUGAUCCAGCCAUUUUAUGGCAUGUGAGAACAAUUAGAGACAUAUGCCAAGAAGAUUUAGGCAAAGAGCUAGCCCACCAGUACCUUGAAGAAUUGAGUGCCAUAGGUGGUAGUGCCACCUCGGGAUAUGCCAGCAUCCUGGAAAGAGAGCUGAGGCGUAUUCAGUCACAAGCUUCAGAGAAGACGCUCAGUGGUCCCUCCCCAAGAUGUAGCCCAAUGCCACACACUGAGAACGGCAUGAAUGUUGAAGCUGCUCAUAGUAUGGGCUCCCAAUGCAAUAGUCGGCCUCCUUCAGUCCUCCCUUCAAGUAAUCACUCAACUGUACAUAGUCCACUGAGCCUUGGCAGUGAUGUUUUAAACCCUCCCAGUGUCCAGAGAGUCAUUGUAGAGCAUGUCAUCAGGAAUGAUUCAGCACCCUUAUACACAGGUCAGAGCAAAGUCCGAACCUUCUCAGGAAGACUUCCAAAGCCCAAUGGCGAAGUGGAUUAUGAUGCUUGGAAGAGUCAAGUCGAGCUGCUUCUGAGUGAUGCCCAUGUCACUGACUCACAGAAAGUGAGAAAGAUUUUGGAGAGCUUGGUUGGCCCAGCUGCGGAUAUGGUCAAGCCACUUGGGAUCACUUCAGUCCCCCACGCAUAUGUGAAUCAGCUUGAAUCGGCUUUCGGUGUGGUGGAAGAUGGAGAAGAGUUGUUUGCCAAGUUCUUGAAUGCAAGCCAAAAUGCUGGAGAGAAGCCAUCAGACUACCUGUUCAGACUUCAGACUCUUCUCACAAAGGUCGUUCUAGAGGGGGAAUCCUUCUUGAAGAGUCAGACAGACAGUUACUCAGGCAGUUUUGCAGAGGGUGCUGGGACCACUCCUUACUCAUUGGACUCCAGCUAG